Messenger RNA from Clonostachys rhizophaga, 390 nucleotides. The record is from the annotation of a GenBank genome assembly. Lineage: Eukaryota; Fungi; Ascomycota; Sordariomycetes; Hypocreales; Bionectriaceae.
AUGUUUCGAUUCCACAAAACCCUCGAUAUUGUCACGCUCUUUCACAAGGCCAGCUCGCCUGCCUCUGUCCGGGUCGCCAACCUCUUGAAGCAGGCUUCUGCCGCCUCGACAUCUGGAGCUGCUAGCGAGUCGACGAGGGAGCAGUUCGAGCUCAACAUCACCGAGGACCAGCCAACCCCCGACCAGGUCCAGACUGUUCUCGAAUACGUGGGCAAGAGCGGGAUCCCCAAGAUCAUCACGGGUGCACACGACGAGAAGGAUGCAUUGAAGAAGUAUAUCCAGAACAAGGACAGCCUCGUCAGACCGUUGGUUGUGGACUGGAACAAUGGCAAGGCGAUUUCCGGAGACAAUGAAUCGGAGAUCUUGAAGCUCCUCAAUGCCAAGAAAUAG